Molecule: messenger RNA, 423 nt
Organism: Knipowitschia caucasica
Lineage: Eukaryota; Metazoa; Chordata; Actinopteri; Gobiiformes; Gobiidae
Source: the annotation of a GenBank genome assembly
AUGAAGGCGACCGUGUGUGUGGGCCCCCCCUCUAGCCUCCUGUUGGUGCUUAUGUGCUGUCCGCUCCUGGGCCUGGUGCAGACGGCCAGCAGUAACAAAGCCAAAGACGCUCACCUGGGGGACUCGGACCCGCAGAGGUGUAUGCGGCAUCACUUUGUCGAGACCAUCACGCACCCCAUCUACAAGUGCAACUCCAAGAUGGUGUUGCUGGCUCGCUGCGAGGGUCACUGCAGCCACACGACUCGCUCAGACCCGCUCAUCUCCUUCAGCUCGGUGCUCAAACAGCCCUUCAAAAGCACCUGCUCCUGCUGCCGUCCGCACACGUCCAAACUGAAGGCCGUCAGACUGCGCUGCGGCGGCGGAACUCGCAUCACCGCAACCUAUCGCUACAUCCUGGCCUGCAACUGCGAAGACUGCAGCUGA